AUGGCAUCCUCUAAGGAUAUAUCAGAUCCCAUGGUGGCAUCACACGUUCUUAAGGAAGGAGGCGUGAAGCCUCAUAUCGAUAUUGAUCUUCGAGUCCUACCUCUCCUUUUCUUCAUGUACCUGUUCAAUGCUCUAGAUCGAAAUAACUUAGGUGCUGCCAAGACUGAUGGUAUUGAUGUCGACCUCGGAUUCACCAAACAUGAGUACAACAUCCUGGUCUCUGUAUUUUACGUCCCAUACUGCGCCUUGACUGUGCCAGCAAACAUGUUCACCCGCAAGCUCUCAGCCAGGUGGACACUGCCCUGCUACCUCCUCUUCUGGGGAACCACCGUAAUCCUCUCCCCAGCAUGCAAGAACUUUGCCGGUCUCGCUGCUCUCCGGAUUCUUCUGGGUAUGGCUGAAGCUGGCUUUGGAGUCGGCGGUUUGGCCAAGAGAAUCGCCCCGUUCUAUGGCAGUCAGACCUUUUCAGGAGCAUUCUCUGGUUUGAUUGCCUUUGGUUUGUUCCAGAUUGAGGGAUCUUUGCAUGAUUGGCAGUGCCUUUAUCUAGUCGAGGGUGCUCUGACAAUCACUAUUGGGCUGAUUGCUCUUGUCUUUCUACCUCACCCCCCUCACAAGGAGUCCUCAUUCCUUACAGACCGGGAGCGAGAAAUCUGCCGUCUCCGAUCCCUCCGCGAUGCCUCUCAAGCUGUGGGAUCCAAGUUUCAGAUCCGCGACUUCUUUGCCCCCUUGAGAGACUGGAAGCUUUGGGCCUGGGCUUUUAUCGCCUUCUGCUUUGGAGUUACCAAUGCAUCUGUCGGAAACUUUACGCCUCUUAUUGUUGCCAAGCUUGGCUACUCGGCUGUCAAGACCAACCUGUACACUGUUCCUCCCUACAUGGUGUCUGCUGUUCUUCUCUUCAGCACUGCCAUCAGCUCGGAUUACUUCCGUGAGCGAACAUAUCACUUGCUCUCAGCCUUCACACUUUCUUGUACUGGCUUCAUCAUUAUUGCCUCGAUUGAUGUCGAGAGCCAUAUCGGCGUCGCCUACUUUGCAGUCUUCCUCAUUGUCGGUGGUUGUUUCACUCCAUCUAUCGUGUUUCACUCGUGGCACCAAAACAACAUUCUCUCCGAAGACAGGCGCGCGUUCAACAUUGCCUUCAUCACCUUCUUCGGCAACGCAGCCGGCCUCGUCUCGAGCAACGUCUUUACUCCUGACAGUGCGCCAAAGUACAUUCCUGCUUUGGUGACCAACUAUUCUUUCUUGGCUGCUGCAAUCAUCGUAACCAUUCUUAUGAGGCUGUGGAUGCAGAGGCAAAAUGCUCUACGAAACACGGCCCAGGGCGUCAACUGGACGAGCGCAGAUGUGCCGACUCAUCUGCUACUGGCUGGUGCUUCUGAGAAUCCUCACGAGAACCCAAACUUUAGAUUCGUGCUGUAG
Messenger RNA from Fusarium vanettenii 77-13-4, 1416 nucleotides. RefSeq lists its product as uncharacterized. Gene Ontology annotation, molecular function: transmembrane transporter activity. Bases 1 to 1416 code for a protein of 471 amino acids. Gene Ontology annotation, cellular component: membrane. Gene Ontology annotation, biological process: transmembrane transport. The record is from RefSeq and is a predicted model, not a curated record. Lineage: Eukaryota; Fungi; Ascomycota; Sordariomycetes; Hypocreales; Nectriaceae. The transcript is spliced from 9 exons.